Phanerochaete carnosa HHB-10118-sp is the source of this 1759-nucleotide messenger RNA. RefSeq lists its product as uncharacterized. Gene Ontology annotation, molecular function: DNA-binding transcription factor activity, RNA polymerase II-specific; zinc ion binding. The record is from RefSeq and is a predicted model, not a curated record. The coding region runs from base 93 to 1325 and encodes 410 amino acids. Gene Ontology annotation, biological process: regulation of DNA-templated transcription. Lineage: Eukaryota; Fungi; Basidiomycota; Agaricomycetes; Polyporales; Phanerochaetaceae. The transcript has 6 exons.
CAAAACCAUACUAGCUUCGGUCUCUUUCGCUGUAGUAUAUAACCGGACCCCGGCACCCUACCAUCCCAACUUUCUUCCUACUACUUACUACCAUGCAACCACGACACUUUACACCAGACCAAUCUGACGAAGACGGCCGCGGCGCCUCCCCCGCCUCCAGUGCCCGCGCUGCCGCAUCACGACGCAGGAGUACGAGAGCCUGCGAUCAAUGCCGCCGAACGAAGAGCAAGUGCGAGAGAUCAGACGUGGAUAAUAUCUGCCGCGCAUGUGCGGCAAUGGGAGUCUCUUGCACCUAUGUUGGCCCCAGCCACAAGCGAGGCCCACCAAAAGGCUACAUCCUUGCCCUCGAACGACGACUACACCAGGUCGAGGCGUUGUUGGGCACAGUCAUCAGCGCAGACGACCCUCGUGCGCGCGGCCUCAUCCAAGAUCUCUCUCGAGACCAACUGGCCGCUCACAUAAUACGUCGAGUCAAGAUUGGACCCUUCGGCCCAAGAGGUCGUCUGCAACAACCGUUUGGCUCGACGAAGGAAGAUUUCCUUGCUGCCAUCAUGGCGGGCUCGGGUGACGACUCACCAGGCCGGUAUGGAGAAGAAAACUACGCUCUUGUCAGCCCAGAUCGCGACUGGCAGGACCGCCUCCAAGCGCUUUUGCAGCCAGCCACUCGCCAGAACACCAUCCCCUAUUCUGCACAGGCCCCCGGGCCCUACGCCCUGCCGAGUCUGCGCCAGAUCUCGAGCCCUGCGCCUCUGCCACAGCACCAACAGCAGCAGCACCACCAACAGCCACAGCAGCAGCAGGGUCACCCGCUCAUGCAGAACGGCCUCCCGGGUCUGUACUCGACGAAGCUCGAGACCGGCAGCCCGGUUGCGAACACAGCGAUGCUCGCACCGAUCAACCCUUCGUACGGCGCGCACUCACCGCUCUCACACUCGCCCCAGCCGAGCCCGUACCACGCGCAGAACGGCGUUGGCGCGAGCAACGGCGGUGCGAGUGCGCCGCGCCUGAGCUGGGACGGCUUCAACAGCUACCAGCGCAUCGGCGGCGGCGGCAGCAUUGGCGGCAGCAGCGACGGCGGUGGGGCCGGGCCGGGCAGUGACGACGGCGAGUCCAAGGCUCGGUACGAGCUCGCGCCGAGCGACGGGUUGCAGAUGAGCGGCCGCGGCGAGUCCGCGGCGUACCAGCUGCCGCGCGUGCAGGGGAACGCCUCGUCAGUACCUCUCCGAGUCUUGGACCGCACGGGCCACGCUGACGCACACGGCGUGUUGUACAGUGACCCCCAGAGGUGGUAUACCACCUACACGAGCCAGCAGGCUGUCGGCUGAAUGCAUGGCAGCCCGUUCAUGCUGAUCUGAUGCAGCUCGCCGUACUGGUGGUUCAGCGCAUCGUCGCCUAUGCGCCCGCUUCAUGCCUCGACGCCCAGCCCGCUCGGGUGGGCGUCGCUCUGGGAUAUGUGCUUUUGGAGCAAUACCCCCUCAUUACGUUGGAUCCCCUUCGGUUACAGUGGACCCCCAUUAUCGUAGCGCCACAUCUAGAUGGCCCUAAUACCCUACCUCCCCUUUAUGCAAUCAUGCUGCUCGCAAUAAUCCAGACCUUAUGCACACUGUAUAGUUGCCCAUGUACAUCUCUGUAGCAAUACUCAGCCUGCUAACUCUGUGCCACUACCAGCACACGUAGCGUAGUUUCGAUAGAGUUCUUUCGUCGCAUGUAGUAUCAGACAUUUAUCACGGGACUGCGGAAUGGAUGGUGUAUCAUAAAC